Messenger RNA from Mya arenaria, 771 nucleotides. RefSeq names its product proline-rich transmembrane protein 1-like. Gene Ontology annotation, cellular component: membrane. The record is from RefSeq and is a predicted model, not a curated record. The transcript is spliced from 4 exons. The coding region runs from base 126 to 626 and encodes 166 amino acids. NCBI's taxonomy places the organism in Eukaryota, Metazoa, Mollusca, Bivalvia, Myida, Myidae.
CGAUAAAACUUGCCGUCCCUCUGGUUAUUGUCCAAAUAAAUGAUUUCAAACUAAAGGGUGUUAGCAAUUUGAAGAAUAUAACUUAUUUUCAACUUAAUUCGAUUCUUUAAUAUCAUCAAUCGGACAUGGAGCAAGCUGGUCAAAAUCCUCCUCCUUAUUCAAACCCACCUGGUCAACCAUAUCCGGGCCAACAUCAAUAUCCAGCACAACAAGCAUAUCCAGACAAACAGUAUGGAGGUCAGCAACAAUAUGGAGGUCAACAACAAUAUGGCGGGCAACAACAAUAUGGAGGUCAACAACCUGGUGGUGCGGUCAUGCAAAGUUCAUCAACCGUGGUAGUGACCCAGCCAGGCCCGGCGGUGGUGACCACGGUCCGACCCCCGGACUACAUGGUUGCGUCAAUCAUGACAUGUCUCUUCUGUUUCUGGCCGACAGGACUAGUUGCCAUCUACUUCUCAAUACAGUCGCAGCAAGCAGCUAACGCCGGCGACAUGGGCACGGCAGCACAGAUGUCCAACAACGCUAGGAACCUUAAUAUUGGCACCUUCGUCGUCGGCUUCAUUUGGAUAGCAAUAGUCAUCAUCGUCGUCGCUGUCGGCGCAGCUAGUGUAACUUACGGAAACUAGACACUUCAAAACGGAUUCACUUGAAAUGAAAUGGACUUUCAUUGAUGCAUAAUAUUUUAUUAUAUUACUUGUAUUUACCCAUGUCAUACAUGUACCGCUUACGUAUUUCACAUCAUCCAAGUAAUAAAUUGACCUUGUAGUCAUA